AGUCUCCUGUUGCGUCUAAAUAUGUUUGUGUUACUUUGAUCUCUUGUACGCUGAAUAGGAUCAUUCGUUUUUGUUAAUAAGUGUUUACUCGCGAUCAGAAAGAUUCCGUAGUGAGAGAGAACAAAGACGCAGCAGCCUCGCCCGACCGGCAUUUGUUUUCCAAAAUGGCGUCGAGAUGCUUCCGAAGUCUCUCCCACAACUGGACGCUUAAGUUAACCCUUUCGGCUUUUUUAGCCUUCGCUGGGGUUUUCCUCUACGAUCUGCUCAAAGCCAAGUACAUCACUUCCAUUACUCAUUCUGGCUAUUACGCAACCGAACAGCAUGAUGGCUUAACCUUACUGCAACAAGAGAGUCCAAGCAACACCAAAGACGUAUCUAGUCAUUGCAACACUCUACUCUGCAACCACGAGUUUGCAGAAUCUCCCAGUGUUGCAGGCAUUAAUAACCACAGCUCCGAAGGCCGUUCCUCGAUUCUCAAGCAGGAUAUCGGAGGACGCCAAGGGAAGCGCCGAGAAAAUGCCGAAGGCGGCUCAGGAGAAAAAGCGACGACACGCCCAGGAGGCCGCGCGGGGAGCGACAGUCUUCCCCAUUCAUCUCCCACGGAAGACCGGAAAUUGGAAAAGAAAGAAGACGAAGACAAAGUCGCUGGCGAUCGUCCACGCAUCGGAACGCAGCAGCAGCGGACUUCCAACCUGCUUGUAUUACUCUGGACGCCAUUUUGGGAUCGCCGCGACCUGUGGGCGACCACGAUAAAGCAUCUUGGUCGACUGAGGGAGUCUGGGUGCCCCACCUGGAGCUGCGAGUUCGUGUGGGCGUGGCCGGAGGCGGAGCAACGGGAGGAGGAGGCAGCGGCCUUCGUGUUCUUCGGCAGAGACUUCUACGACGUCCCUCGGCCGCCUCGCCGCCCGCGCCAGCUGUGGGUGUGGCUGGACGCUGAAGCUCCACCCAUCAGCGAAGCGAGUACGAGAAUCUGGAACCGAGCCGAGAGUGAAGGCAUCUUCUUUAACCUCACUAUGUCUUACCAUCGUCUUAGCGAUGUGGUUUGGCAAAACGGUGACCUCGUGCCCUUGACCUCUUCCGUUGAGUAUCCCUAUGAACCCCGCUACCUCUUUAACACCACAGACAAAACCUUCCAGCAGUACAAAGACUACAUGCUUGGUUAUGACCGUGGGAUUAAGAUGGGCAAUAGUCCUCGAAUGCGGUCCAAACACGCAAAGAGCAACGAUUCAAACAUUAAUGGCUCUUUCAUUCAUGCUAAUGAGACUGCGGGUAAGCCUGAGAAACAAUAUGAGCUCCCUGGAGAUCGCCUCGACAAGAAAGAAACGUUAAACACAACACAUUAUAGAAAUAGCUCGGAAGCAGAGGCAGAAGAUUUGCCGUGGCACAAGUUUUACACUCAAGAGGAAAUUGCCAAGGCGAGGCGUACGAAGCUUGCGGCGUGGAUGGCUAGUCAUUGCCCAACGGACUCGCGCAGGGAGAACGUGGUGGCCGCCCUCCAGAGGUACAUCAGCGUCACCACUGUUGGCAAGUGUGGAGAGCUUUCAUGCGGGAAGAAUCACAUGGAUACGUAUUGUUACCGGUGGCUGGCUUCCUCGCACCUCUUUUAUCUCUCCUUUGAAAACGCCCUUUGCGACGACUACGUCACGGAGAAGCUGUGGCGUCCUCUGGAGCACGGAAUGGUGCCCGUCGUCUACGGUGGCGCCAGAUACGAGGACUUCCUCCCCUUCGGCUCCUUCAUAAACGCGGCGAAUUUCAAGAGCGCCGGGGACCUCGCUCGAUACCUCGUUUACCUGGGCAACAACCCCACGGUUUACCUGAGGUACCUGCAGUGGCGGCGGUUCUGGCGAGUGCGCUGGCCCACGCCCUGGUGCCACCUCUGCUCUCGCCUCCACCAGCAGCAGUCCGCACCCAGCCUCGUCACGCUCGACUCCUGGUGGAACUCCACCGCCACUUGUUAUGAUCCCCUCAAGUGGUGACGGCGCGGUCUUGUGGGUCCUUUUCUAAUACAUUAUGUUCGGGUUUUGCUGAGCUCGAUGAUGUACGCUCGUCAUGCCGUGGUAAUCACGCCAUUGUAUUAUCAUACGUGCCAUGUAUCUGCAUUGUAAAUAACCAACAUGCAUUGUAUCAUAUUAUAUCAGCAAAUACAGAUGGAAUCUCGUAA
Penaeus monodon (black tiger shrimp) is the source of this 2161-nucleotide messenger RNA. RefSeq names its product alpha-(1,3)-fucosyltransferase C-like. Bases 165 to 1976 code for a protein of 603 amino acids. The transcript is spliced from 5 exons. NCBI's taxonomy places the organism in Eukaryota, Metazoa, Arthropoda, Malacostraca, Decapoda, Penaeidae. The record is from RefSeq and is a predicted model, not a curated record. Gene Ontology annotation, cellular component: membrane. Gene Ontology annotation, molecular function: alpha-(1->3)-fucosyltransferase activity.